CUUUCACUCAGUCUGCCAACUGAGCUAUGGAUAAGGGUGGCAUUGACGGGUAUUUGUUACGUCUGUUUCUCUUCAAAUCCUUCCCAUAAACCCCAUAACAGCACUAAACGUCUCUUCUCUACCGUCCAUUACAACGCCCCCUACUACUUAUAUUCCUCCUCCCCUCGGUCCCAACUCCUCCUACAUUCCCUCAACGACAGCAGCUACCACAACGAUGGCCCGAUUGCCUUACGCCCACGUCGACAACAGCUUGCGGGCCCUCGCCGGGCAGGCUGAAGGCUUCGGCCGCUCCGCCAUCGGAGGCCUUCAUGGAUCCAUCUACCACGUCACCUCUUUAGCUGAAAGCGGUUUGAAGGCACAGACACUGGGCUGCCACCAGAGGCCAGAUGCUCAUGUGCAUGCAUUCCAUGUACUAGAUGAUGGAAAUGGAUCACUUCGUGCUGGGUGUCGUAUACAAGAACCACUUUGGAUAGUUUUUGAAGUGUCUGGCACCAUUCAUCUCAAUUCCUACUUAAAUGUAUCAUCUUAUAAGACAAUCGAUGGCCGUGGCCAGAGGAUAAAACUGAUGGGCAACGGUUUACGGCUGAAGGAAUGUGAACAUGUCAUUGUAUGCAACCUGGAAUUUGAAGGUGGUAGAGGACAUGAUGUUGAUGGCAUUCAAAUAAGGACCAAGUCAAGGCACAUAUGGAUAGACCGUUGCAGCCUGUGUGGUUACGAUGAUGGACUGAUUGAUAUUACACGAGAAAGCACAGACAUUACUGUUUCAAGAUGUCACUUUGCACAGCAUGAUAAAACGAUGCUUAUUGGAGCAGAUCCUACACACACUGGAGACAGAUGCAUGAGGGUGACGAUUCAUCAUUGUUUUUUUGACGGGACUAUGCAGCGGCAUCCUCGUGUUAGAUUUGCAAAAGUUCUUUUAUACAACAAUUACACAAGGAAUUGGGGUAUAUAUGCUGUGUGUGCCAGCGUAGAAUCUCAGAUUCUUUCUCAGUGUAAUAUAUAUGAAGCUGGGAAGAAGAAGGAGGUAUUUAGAUAUACGACAGAGAAGGCAGCUGAUUGUGAAGAGGCUGCAUCUGGGUGGGUAAGGUCUGAAGGUGAUCUGUUCCUAAACGGUUCUCAACCUUGUUUAGUCACCGGGCCUGGCGUGGAUUCUGUGUUUAAGGCAAGCGAAUGCUGCUCGACAUUGACUAUGGAAGCUCCGUCGGUGGGUCUGAAAGAGGUUCUCCAAAUUUGUACAGGAUGGCAGGCGAUACCGAGGCCACCGGAGAUUGCUUCAACAGCGUAAGAGGCUCCUGUCAUUUGGGUAUAUACGCUUGAGUCUGAUCUACUGCCUAUUCUAGUGGCUAAAUUAAUAAGAGUGCUGUGUUAUCCUCAACCAUCGGAUCAGAAUCCGACCAUGAUCGGUUUUUGGGGUCCAAGGAGCAGGUUCUGUACUUGAGCAGCCGCUGGGCUCCACUGCCUGAUCACUAUCAUAUCGGUGUAUUCUUUAUACACUAAUACUAGUAAUCUAUUAUUUCUUAUACGUUGAAUACUACUGAUAAACAUGGUUGCAGAAACUUACAGUUAUGGUUAAAACCCGUUAUAUAUGGAAAUAUAUGUUUUUUAUUUUUUU
Messenger RNA from Magnolia sinica, 1612 nucleotides. RefSeq names its product probable pectate lyase 4. The record is from RefSeq and is a predicted model, not a curated record. Lineage: Eukaryota; Viridiplantae; Streptophyta; Magnoliopsida; Magnoliales; Magnoliaceae. Bases 215 to 1285 code for a protein of 356 amino acids. Gene Ontology annotation, molecular function: pectate lyase activity. The transcript has 6 exons.